Ixodes scapularis (black-legged tick) is the source of this 6860-nucleotide messenger RNA. RefSeq names its product dnaJ homolog subfamily C member 13 (gene Rme-8). Gene Ontology annotation, cellular component: endosome membrane. NCBI's taxonomy places the organism in Eukaryota, Metazoa, Arthropoda, Arachnida, Ixodida, Ixodidae. Gene Ontology annotation, biological process: endosome organization; receptor-mediated endocytosis; regulation of early endosome to late endosome transport. The record is from RefSeq and is a predicted model, not a curated record.
AGGAGCUAUAUAGUGCUCUAGAAAAAGUACCCAUUCACCUGUUAAAAAGGAGGCUUGUACAAGAACCGCCGAUUUGCACUAUGGUACGGUGGCGUCAAAUAACCGGCUACUGACGGAGGCAACACGAUGGCGGCCGACAUGGCCCAGAACGUGGAUGUCGCCUGCUACUACGUGACCAAGGUGUCCUGGAAGGGCCGCUACCAGCGGGUCUUCUCGGUGGGCACCCUGGGCAUCCGCACGUACAACCUGAACAACAUGGAGGUGACCAACCAGUGGGCGUACGGGGAGCUGCUCUCCAUCCUGCCCAGCAAGGGCGGCAUGGAGUUCUCCAUCACCUUCCGCAAGGGCCGCAAGGGCGAGGGCGCCAUGCGCUUCUCCUCCGAGCACCGGGCCGAUAUCAUCACCCAGGCGCUGAACUUCAAGCACCUGUUUGCCGAGCCACGCGAGGACUGCACGCGCUACAUGGGGCGCAAGCACCACUGGUCCGAGCGGGAGAUUCCCGUGGUGCUGGAGGUGGGGCCCCAGGGGCUGUCCCAGCUGGAGCCCCACUCGCCGUCCCCCGUGGCCCUCUACCCGUACCGGGACCUGGUGGCGCUGGUCGCACUCUCGGACACACCAGGCGGACUCGCCCUCGUCGUGGGGUCCUUCGACCGCCUGCACGUGUUUGUGGUGGAGAAGCGGGAGGAGCUGAUGAAGCAGGCGGUGAACUGUGCCGGUCAGCACGUGGGGGUCUCCGUGGCCUUCAGGGAACCCAUCAGCCUGGCGUCUGCACUCCAAGUGCGCCUGGGGCGCUUCAGCACGGACGAGGCACUCACCUCCCUCUGCGAAUUCGUGGUGCACAAGGUCACACCGAGGCACAAGGAGCCGGUGAAGCGCCUGCUCUGCUUGACGGAGAGCUGUCUGGUGGAGCGGGACCCCUCGAGCUACACCGUGGUCACCCUGCGUCCGCUGGCAGACGUGUGCCGCAUCGUGCGUUGCCGAGAGCAUCUGCAGCAGUUCAUUGUGGAGUACGGGCAGGGCGACGUGCGGCACUACACUUCCACUGACAGGGAUGCCCUUCUGGCCACGGUGCUGGACGGGGUGCGGGCCUCGGGCAACGGCAACGUGCACAUGGGGCUGGAGCGGGAGGCGAGGGGCCGCCGGAUCGGGCCACCCUGGGCUCCCAGCGAGGAGGACGUCGAGGCCGCCUUCCUGCGCUUCCUGCACCUCCGGCCGCCCUCUGCUGGCUGGAGCAACCGGGAGCUUCUAGAACGCUUCAACAGCAAUGUGCCUUACAGUGGGCUGCUACACACAGCCUCCAAAGAGGGCUUUUUCUCCGAGAACAAGGAGAAGCAGGUGCAGAAUGGGCUGGUCGCCAUCCUGGACUGGGACAGUUCUCAGCAAGAGGACCUGGAGCCACUAUUCCAGGCAAUCAGGCGGCUGGUGGCCUGCAGGGCAGGCUUCGCCGCAUUCACGCAGGUCCCCAGGGUGCGCGAGCGCAUCGGCAACCUGGUGGUGAAGGCCCUCAAGCGAGACGACCCGGGGGUGACCUAUGCAGCUGUCGACAUGCUCUGUGCCCUGAUGCAGCCAAUGCACGACAAUGGAGACCUUUACCAAGAGCAGAUGAACAAGACAGCCUUGCUGUCAUCCAAGCCGUUCCUCGAGUUACUCAUGUCACUGCUGGUGCAUCACGUGGAGAGGGGAACGGGCACCCUGGUGGUGAGCAGCCUGCUGGACCUGCUGACCUUCGCCAUGUGCCACCCGUACAGCGAGACCACCGAGGGGGCGCAGUUCGACUCCCUCCUCGACCUGGUGGCCUCCCACGGCCGCAUCAUGUUCCGUCUUUUCCAGCAUCCAUCUGUAGCAAUAGUCAAAGGAGCCGGAAUGGUGAUGAGAGCCAUCAUUGAGGAAGGAGACGCGGGGACUUCCCGACGCAUGCAGGAGCUGGCGCUGGCGGAAGCGGCGCUGGCCCGGCACCUGCACGACGCCCUGUUCGGGGGCGGGGGCGACUCCCGGCUGCUGGCGCUGCGCCAGCUGAGCCGCCACCUGGUGGGGCUUUGGGUGGCCGGCCACCAGGAGGCCAUGGGGGCCCUCAAGCGCAUGCUGCCCCCGGGGCUGCUCGCCUUCCUCGAGGACCCCGCCAAGCCCCCCGCCGAGGCCGUGGAGAGGCUGCCCGAGCGGGACAACCUGCGCCUGGCAACCGAGCACCCCAGCGGCGGACACCAGGUGCCCUCCAAGAUGGCGCAGCAGCUGCGCCACGUGGAGCGCCAAGUGGAACGCUUCCUGCAGCACUGGCGCCAGCACAUUCACCCGGAGCACGUCGAGGAGAAGCAGGCAAGGCCCGUGGUGCUGCGCAAGCGCCGUCAGCGGGUCAAGUCCGACGUGAACUGGCCCAUGUUCUACUACCAGUUCCGGCAGGACCACGCCCGCCCCGACCUCAUCUGGAACUUCAGGACCCGGGAGGAGCUUAGGGACGCCCUGGAGGCAGAGCUGCGCACCUUCAGCCACGACCAGGAGCUGAGCCAAGGCACCCCGGUGUCCUGGAACCAUCGGGAGUUUGAGGUGCUCUAUGCCAGCCUAGCCGACGAGGUCCGGGUUGGGGACUACUUCCUGCGGCUCCUGCUUGAGGAGGACCAGAACUCGGAGGGGCCGGGGGCCUCCUACAUCCGGCGCUCGUCGGAGUUCUUCAACGACCUGUACCACAGCUUCCUGUUGGCGUCUCGGGUGGAGCGCCGCUGCCAGUGCCUGCAGGCCAUGGCACUAGUGUACGCCCGUCACCACGAGGAGAUCGGGCCCUUCUCCGACACCCGUAACAUGCUCGCCAAGCUGGAGCAGUGCAUGGAUCGACUAGAACGGGACAGACUCCUGCUGUUCCUCAGCAAGCUCAUGCUGAACCAGAAAAACGUGAAGGACCUGUUGGAUGUGAAUGGUCUGACUACCCUGGUUGACCUGGUGACGUUGGCACACCUGCACACAGCACGGGCACUAGUGCCCACUCAGAUGAAUGUCAUUGAGGCAUCUCCAGAGAUGAUGAUAGACACGGAGAAGGAGUGGUACUAUGGGACUGGUGAGGACCACAAGGGGCCCUUCAGCUUUUCCGAGAUGAAGGCGCUGUGGGCAGAGGGCCAGCUGACGGAGCGCUCGCAGUGCUGGGCCGCCGGCAUGGGCAGCUGGCGGCCGCUGCACAAGAUCGCCCAGCUACGCUGGGGCCUGGCGGCCACGGGCAGCGCGCUGCUGGACGACGGUCAGCUGGCGGCCACUGUGCUCAGCAUGCUCAUCACCAUCUGCAGCUACUACCCUUCCAGAGAAACAGAUGGCGCAGUGGUGCGACCACUUCCCCGGGCCAAGCGGAAACUAUCUGAACGUUCCUGUCUAGUGCAUAUAGUGCAGGUUCUGCUGACCUUCGACCCCGUGCUGGUGGAGAAGGUGGCAGUGCUUCUCCUGUCUGUGAUGGAGGACAACCCUGCGGUGCAGCAGCUCUACACCACGGGCUUCUUCUUUUUCGUGUUGCUCUACACGGGCUCCAACCUGCUGGGCAUCGGCCAGCUCCUGCACUACUCACACACCAGCCAGGCCUUCCGGCUGGACGAGGGCAGCACCUUGAGCCAGAGGAGCAUCCUGGGCCAGAUCCUGCCGGAGGCCAUGGUCUGCUACUUAGAGAACCACGGGGCGGCCAAGUUUGCUGAGAUCUUCCUCGGGGAGUUCGAUACCCCGGAGGCCAUCUGGAAUGCCGAGAUGAGGCGCUUCAUGAUGGAGAAGAUUGCCAGCCACCUGGGGGACUUCACUCCCCGGCUCAAGUCAAACACCCGGGCCCAGUACGAGUACUGCCCCAUCCCGGCGGUGCGCUACCCGCAGCUGCAGCACGAGCUCUUCUGCAACAUCUAUUACCUGCGCCACCUGUGCGACACCGACCGCUUCCCGGACUGGCCCAUAGCAGAGCCUGUGGUUCUGCUGCGUGAGGUUCUGGCACGCUGGCGCCAGGAGCUGGAGCGGAAGCCCCCCGAGCUGUCCCUGGAGGACGCCUGCCGCACCCUGAAGCUGUCUGCUGACGACAGGUCGGAUGACAACAAGAUCCGGCGUGCCUACUUUCGGCUGGCCCAGAAGUACCAUCCGGACAAGAACCCAGACGGCAGGGAGGCCUUUGAGCAAGUGAACAAGGCGUACGAGUUCCUCUCGGACAAGUCACAACGGCGCUCGGAGGGUCCGGACCCAGUGAACCUGCAGCUGAUCCUUAAAACGCAGGCCAUCCUGUUCAGCAGACACGGCACGGAGCUGGGUCCGUACAAGUAUGCCGGCUAUGGGCUGCUGAUCCAGACACUGGAGGCGGAGGUAGACGACCCCCAACUGCUAAGCAAGGCCACGCCCCUCCUGGGAGUGGCCACCGAGGCCUGUCUGCACACACUGCGCUGCUCGCCCCUCAACGUAGAGGAGCUGCGCAGGGAAGGCGGACUCCAGGUGCUGGUGCGUGCAGUGUCCCGCAGCGUGGAGGUGCUGAACCAGAGCUCUGGGCCGGGUUCCCUGGAGGCCCAGGUGUUGUCCCACACGGCCUCCUGCUUGGCCGUGGCCGCCCAGUUCCCGGCCUGCUGCCAGGCCCUGGCCGGCAUGGAGGGCCUGGCAAGAGACAUCUGCCGGGGACUCUACUUCGAGCACCUCUCGGAGCUGUCCCUGGUGCUGGUGCGCUGCGUGGGGGCCCUGGCGGUGGAUGCCUGCCUGCAGACGCUGCUGCUGGAGGCCGGGGCCCUCUUCCCGCUGCUGCUCUUCAUGUUCCGCUACGACUACACCCUGGCCGAGGGGGGCGUCGACUCUUCGGCCUCCAGCAACCAGCAGGAGGUGCUAAACCAGCUGGCAGAGCAGAGUGUGAUUGCCUGUGGCCGCCUGGGUGGUCUACUCUCUGGGGCGCAGUCGUCACCCCCGCACCCUGGUGUGCGUGGGGUGUUGGGCGCCUUGCUGACACCGUACUUGGUGCGCAAGAUGGCCCUGCUGACGCCCGCGGAGCUGCUGUGUCUGCUCACUGCCAACACCCACAGCCCGUACCUGAUCUGGGAUAACGGCACCCGCCAAGAGCUCAGGGACUACCUGAAGACGCAGCAAAGGAGCAUGGUGCGAUCGGGAGAGUGCGACGAGUCCCGCGGAGCGGACUUCCUCUACUCGUCCCACAAAGACGAGCUGGUGGUGGGUGACGUGUAUGUGCGCGUCUACAACGAGCAGCCCACCUUCCCGCUGGAGAACCCCCGGCAAUUCAUCCUGGACCUGCUGGACUUUGUAGGGUCUCAGGCCCAGUACCUGCACUCGGCGCGGUCCCUGACGGAGGCACCCACGGCUCACCGUUUUGAGCAGUCGGAGCAGGCGCUGCUCGCCCUGCAUAACGCGCUGCGCAACAACCCAGGCCUGGAGUCCCUGUGUAUCGGACACCUGCGCCUGCUGUUCUGCCUGCUGAGCUUGGAGGGGUGUGGCAGCUUGCAGCUGGCCACGGUGCAGGUGAUCCAGGUGCUGACAGGCAGCCAGGACUGCGUGCAGGACGUGGCCUCCUGCGGGGUGCUGGGACACCUGCUUCUCACCCUGGCCGCCUCCAGCAGUCCCCAGAUGCGGCUGGCGGUGAUGGAUGCGCUGCUGCCCCUCAUGUCCAACAGCAAGCUGGUCAAGGAGGCCAUUGGGAAAGGGGCGCUGGUGUAUCUACUGGACCAGUGGUGCAACGGCCAGCAGGGGUCGCUGCGUGAGCGCACGGCGGAGCUGCUGGUCAAGAUGGCGGCAGACAAGCUGCACGGGGCGCGCCUGCAGCGCAACCUGGAACGCUUCCUGCCGCCCCUCUUUCUGGACGCCAUGCGGCAGAGCCCCACCGAGGCCCUGCACCUCUUCCAGGGCAACCAAGAAAACCCGGAGCUGGUGUGGAACGAGGAGUGCCGUGAGCGCCUGUGCAGUGGAGUACAGCGCCUCGCGCAGGAGCAGCUGCAGCUGCACAGGAAGGACCCAGAUGCCCUCUGUAAGCUCCCCGACGACCUAAACCUGGUACAGCGCGAUCCCGGGGAGCUGGUGGUGGCCGGGGUGUAUGUGCGCCUGCUCGUCCAGAACCCCGGCUGGUCCCUGAGGCGCCCUGUGGAGUUCCUCUCGGAGGGCCUCAACGCCCUCUGCGCCCUGCUGGCCAGGGAGCCACACCAGCCGGAGCAGCUGGAACUCCUGUGCCAGGCCCUGUGCGGGGUCCUGCAGCGCCAGCCCCCGCUGCGUGAGCGGCUGCCCGCCAUGGGCCACCUCCCCCAGCUGGCACAGGGGGCGCUGGCCGUCGCCCCCGCGCGCCUCUGCUGCCUGCGCCUGCUGCACGAAGCGGCGCACAGCCAGGCGUGUGCCCAGGCCCUUGCAGCGACGCAGUGCGUGUCCUCACUGGCGGAGUCCCUGCGCCAGCGGCAGAGCCCCGAGGUGGUGCAGCUGGCCUGCCAGCUUCUGCAUGUCCUGCUCCAGAGGGAAGUGCCGGCCCUGGUCCAGCAGGCCGUGCAGAGUGGCCUGGUGGAGCAGCUGCUGACCCUGCUGGGCCAGACGUGGGCCCCGGCCGCCACCAAGGCCCUGGCCGUGCAGGCACUCAAGGCCAUGGCCAGCGACCUCGGCAGCGGAGACCAGGUGACCGGGCUGCUGGGGCAGUCCCCCAUCUGGUCCGACUACAGGGACCAGAGGCACGACCUGUUUGUGGCUGCCACGCCCACCGCCGGAUGCCUGCCCAGUUCCAGCGCAGGCUACCUGACCCAAGGACAGACCGGGGUGCUGCUGCCCCAGUCCCCGCCCCCGCUGGGACACAGCUGAUGCCGCGCCGCCUCUGCUUGUUUUUGUUACGCUACUUUAAUUAUGGCUGGCUCGUGAGGGCCCAUGUUCCAAUAAACUUUGUCACUCUUGUU